Messenger RNA from Epinephelus moara (kelp grouper), 5865 nucleotides. Its product is annotated as myosin-11-like. Gene Ontology annotation, cellular component: myosin complex. NCBI's taxonomy places the organism in Eukaryota, Metazoa, Chordata, Actinopteri, Perciformes, Serranidae. Gene Ontology annotation, molecular function: actin filament binding; cytoskeletal motor activity; ATP binding. The record is from RefSeq and is a predicted model, not a curated record. The coding region runs from base 1 to 5616 and encodes 1871 amino acids. The transcript is spliced from 39 exons.
AUGGCUGACGCGGCGACCGACGACAGCAAGUUCCUCUUCUCUGAUAAUGACUUUCGAAACAGUGGGAUUGCACAAGCCGAUUGGGCGGCCAAGAAGAUGGUGUGGAUACCAUCAGAGAGGGAGGGGUUCGAGGCAGCCAGCUUAAAGGAGGAGAAGGGUGAUGAGGUGGUGGUGCAGCUUUCCAACGGUCAGAAGGUGACAGUGAACAAAGACGACAUCCAGAAGAUGAACCCACCCAAGUUCAGCAAGGUGGAGGACAUGGCCGCCCUAACCUUCCUCAACGAAGCCUCCGUCCUCCAAAACCUGCGGGAGAGAUACUUCUCCAGUCUGAUCUAUACAUACUCGGGUCUGUUCUGUGUGGUGGUGAACCCCUACAAGAUGCUGCCCAUCUAUUCUGAGAAGAUCAUUGAGAUGUAUAAGGGCAAGAAACGUCAUGAGGUGCCGCCUCACAUCUACUCCAUCACAGACAACGCCUACAGGAACAUGAUGCAAGACCGUGAGGAUCAGUCUAUUCUCUGCACAGGUGAGUCUGGAGCAGGGAAGACAGAAAACACCAAGAAGGUGAUUCAGUACCUGGCUGUCGUCGCCUCCUCGCACAAGGGCAAGAAGGACGUGAAUCCUCAACAGCAGCCGGGAUCUCUCGCCUACGGGGAGCUAGAGAAGCAGCUGCUGCAGGCUAAUCCCAUCCUGGAGGCUUUUGGAAACGCCAAAACCAUCAAGAAUGACAACUCUUCACGAUUUGGCAAGUUCAUCAAGCUCAACUUUGAUGUGACCGGUUUUUUAGUUGGGGCCAAUAUCGACACCUAUCUGCUGGAGAAGUCUCGCUGUAUUCGCCAGGCCAACACUGAGAGAGCCUUUCACAUCUUCUACUACAUGGUGGCAGGAGCCAAAGACAAGAUGAAGGAGGAGCUCCUGCUGGAGGACUUCGGCUCCUAUCGUUUCCUGAUAGCCGGCCACGUGGAGAUUCCCGGUCAGGAGGAUGAUGAGAUGUUUGAUGAGACUCUGGAGGCCAUGGAGAUCAUGGGCUUCACUGAGGAGGAAAGAUUAGGGAUGUUGAAGGUGGUGUCCACUGUGCUCCAGCUGGGCAACAUCAAGUUUGAGAAGGAGAGGAACAGCGAACAGGCGACCAUGCCUGACAACACCGCUGCCCAGAAGGUGUGUCACCUGCAGGGCAUCAAUGUCACCGACUUCACCCGUGCCAUCCUCACCCCCCGGAUCAAAGUAGGCAGGGAGGUGGUGCAGAAGGCACAGACCAAGCAGCAGGCUGAUUUUGCUGUGGAGGCUCUAGCUAAGGCCAUGUAUGAACGCCUGUUUCGAUGGAUCCUGGCCAGAGUCAACAAGACGCUAGACAAGAGUAAGAGGCAGUCAUCUUCCUUCCUGGGCAUCCUGGACAUUGCAGGCUUUGAGAUUUUUGAGGACAACUCCUUCGAGCAGCUCUGCAUUAACUACACCAACGAGCGUCUGCAGCAGCUCUUCAACCACACCAUGUUCAUCCUGGAGCAGGAGGAGUACAAGAGGGAGGGCAUCGAGUGGAACUUCAUUGACUUCGGCCUCGACCUGCAACCCUGCAUCGAGCUCAUCGAGAGGCCGAACAAUCCUCCAGGCAUCCUGGCCCUGCUGGACGAGGAGUGUUGGUUCCCCAAAGCCACUGAUGUCUCCUUCGUGGAGAAGCUGCUGAACACCCACACUGGUCACGUGAAAUUCUCCAAACCCAAACAACACAAAGAUAAACUGAUGUUCACUGUUCUGCACUAUGCCGGCAAGGUUGACUAUAAUGCAGCUAACUGGCUGACCAAGAACAUGGAUCCUCUGAAUGACAACGUGACGGCUCUGCUCAACAACUCCUCCAGCACCUUCAUCCAGGACCUAUGGAAAGACGUUGAUCGAGUGGUGGGUCUGGAGACCAUGACCAAGAUGUCAGAGAGUUCAGCGCCCUCCUCCACUAAAUCCAAGAAGGGCAUGUUUCGCACGGUGGGUCAGCUGUACAAGGAGUCGCUGGGCAAGCUGAUGACCACGCUGCACAACACGCAGCCCAACUUUGUGCGCUGCAUCAUCCCCAACCACGAGAAGAGGGCUGGGAAGAUGGACUCCAACCUGGUGCUGGAGCAGCUCAGGUGUAAUGGUGUGCUGGAGGGCAUCCGAAUCUGCAGGCAGGGAUUCCCCAACCGAAUUGUGUUCCAGGAGUUCAGACAGAGAUAUGAGAUUCUGGCUGCCAACGCCAUCCCUAAGGGCUUCAUGGAUGGGAAGCAGGCGUGUUGUCUGAUGGUAAAGCACCUGGAUCUGGAUACUAACCUGUAUCGUAUCGGUCAGAGUAAGAUGUUCUUCAGGACAGGAGUUCUGGCCCAGCUGGAGGAGGAGAGAGACCUCAAACUGACUGUCGUCAUCAUCGCCUUCCAGGCACAAGCAAGAGGCUUCCUGGCCCGCAAAGCUUUCAGUAAACGUCAGCAGCAGCUGACCGCCAUGAAGGUGAUCCAGAGGAACUGCGCCUGUUACCUCAAACUCAAGAACUGGCAGUGGUGGAGGCUCUUCACCAAGGUGAAGCCCCUGCUGCAGGUCACCAGACAAGAAGAAGAAAUGGGUCAGAAAGAGGAGGAACUUAAAGCAGCAAAGGAGGUGGCGGUCAAGACUGAGGCCGAGCUGAAGGACAUCACCCAGAAACACUGCCAGCUGAUGGAGGAGCGAGCUCAGUUGGAGACUAAGCUUCAAGCAGAGACGGAGCUGUACGCGGAGGCGGAGGAGAUGAGGGUGCGACUGGAGGCUAAGAAGCAGGAGCUAGAGGAGGUGCUGCACGAGAUGGAGGCUCGGCUUGAGGAGGAGGAGGAACGCAGCCACGCUCUGCAGCAGGAGAGGAAGGACAUGGAGCAACAGCUACAGCUGAUGGAGGCCCAAAUAGCAGAGGAAGAGAACGCUAAGCAGAAGCUGCAGCUGGAGAAAGUCGCUGUGGAGGGAAGAGUCAAGAAACUUGAGGAGGACGUUCUGAUCAUGGAGGAUCAGAAUAACAAACUACAGAAGGAGCGUAAGCUUCUGGAGGAGAGGAUGGCUGACAUGAGCUGUAACCUGGCAGAGGAGGAGGAGAAGUCCAAGAAUCUGACCAAACUCAAGGCCAAACAUGAGUCCAUGAUCUCAGACCUCGAGGUGCGUAUGAAAAAGGAGGAGAAGGGUCGUCAGGACAUGGAGAAGGCUAAGAGGAAGGUGGAGGCAGAGCUAGCUGAUCUCCAGGAGCAGCACGCUGACCUGCAGGCCCAACUAGCUGAACUCCGAGCACAGCUUGCUGCCAAGGAAGAGGAGCUCCAGGCCACACAGGCCCGCUUGGAGGACGAGUCCAAUCAGCGUGGGGUGGCAAUGAAGCGGGUUCGGGAGUUGGAGGUUUUGCUCUCAGAGUUGCAGGAGGACUUGGAGGCCGAGAGGGCAGCCAGGGGGAAGGUGGAGGCAGCUCGGCGGGAUCUUGGAGAAGAGCUGAACGCUCUUCGCACCGAGCUGGAGGACAGCCUGGAUACCACUGCUGCCCAGCAAGAACUACGGGCGAAGCGUGAGCAGGAGGUGGCCAUGCUAAAGAAAGCCAUUGAUGAUGAAGGACGGAGCCAUGAAGCCCAAAUCCAAGACCUGAGACAAAAACACAGCCAGGCUGUGGAGGAGUUCAGUGAGCAACUGGAGCAGGCCAAGAGGGUGAGAGCUGGCCUGGAGAAAGCCAAGCAGGCUUUGGAGAAGGAGACGGCAGAUCUGAGUGCUGACCUUAGAUCCCUUGCCAGUGCCAAACAGGAUGUGGAGCACAAGAAGAAGAAGGUAGAGGGCCAGCUGAACGACCUGCACUCACGCUUCAACGAGAGUGAGCGACAGAAGACUGAGUUGGGGGAGCGAGUCUCCAAGAUGACUAUGGAGCUGGACAGUGUGACCAGUCUGUUGAACGAAGCGGAGGGAAAGAACAUCAAGCUGAGCAAAGAUGUCUCCACUCUGUCCUCCCAGCUCCAGGAUGCACAGGAGCUGCUGUCAGAGGAGACCCGUCAGAAGCUGAAUCUGUCCGGACGUCUGCGUCAGAUGGAGGACGACAGAAACAGCCUGAUGGAGCAGCUGGAGGAGGAGACAGAGAUCAAGCGCUCGGUGGAGAGGCAGGUCUCCAGCCUCAACAUGCAGCUGUCCGACUAUAAGAAGAAGCUGGACGAGACUUUGGGGACGGUGGAGCUGCUAGAGGAAGGGAAGAAGCGUCUGCAGCGUGAACUGGAGGCAGCUAACAGCGAGUACGAGGAGAAGGCGUCGGCCUACGACAAGCUGGACAAGAGCCGGAGCCGGAUGCAGCAGGAGCUGGAGGACAUCCUCAUGGACUUGGACAGCCAGCGGCAGCUCGUCUCCAACCUGGAGAAGAAGCAGAAGAAAUUUGACCAGAUGCUGGCAGAGGAGCGCGCUGUGUCCUCUAAGUAUGCAGAGGAGCGGGAUCGAGCAGAGGCAGAGGCGAGGGAGAAGGAGACGCGGGUGUUAGCUCUGGCCAGAGCGCUGGAGGAGAACCAGGAUGCUUUGGAGGAGGCAGAGAAGACCAUGAAGGUCCUGCGAGCUGAAAUGGAGGACCUCAUCAGCUCCAAGGAUGACGUGGGAAAGAGUGUCCAUGACUUGGAGAAGGCCAAGCGUGGCCUGGAGGCCAUCGUGGAGGAGAUGAGAACACAGAUGGAGGAGCUAGAGGACGAGCUGCAGGUCGCUGAGGAUGCCAAGCUGCGUCUGGAGGUUAACAGUCAGGCCCUGAGAGCUCAGCAUGAGAGGGAGUUGCACGCCCACAGUGAGAUGGGCGAGGAGAAGAGGAAGCAGCUCCUCAAACAGGUGCGUGAGCUGGAGUCGGAGCUGGAGGAGGAGAGGAAGCAGCGAGGUCAACUGUCCGGCAGCAAGAAGAAGCUAGAGGGGGAGCUGAAGGACUUGGAGGACCAGCUGGAGGCCACCAGCAGGGGGCGUGACGAAGCAGUCAAGCAGCUCCGCAAGAUCCAGGGCCAGGUGAAGGAUCUCCAGAGGGACCUGGAGGACUCACGUGCAGCCCAGAAGGAGGUCCUCGGCUGUGCAAGAGAGGCUGAGCGCAAAUCCAAGGCCAUGGAGGCCGACAUCGUCCAGCUGCACGAGAUGUUGGCAGCAGCUGAGAGAGCUCGUAAGCAGGCAGAGACAGAAAGAGACGAGCUGGCUGAGGAGCUGGCCAGUAACUCUUCUGGAAAGUGGGUGUUUUAUGCAGAGAAGAGCAACGUGCGGGUGAAGCAGUUGAAGCACCAGCUGGAGGAGGCGGAGGAGGAGGCUCAGCGUGUGACAGCAGCUCGCAGGAAACUGCAGAGGGAGCUGGAGGAGGCGAGCGAGGCCAACGAUGCUCUCAGCAGAGACGUGGCUUCACUCAGGAGCAAACUGAGGCGUGGCGGUGGCGGUGGGGAGGCGGUGUUCAGCAGCCCUAGCCCUCGGAGCAGCAGCGGUGGUGGUGGCAGCAUGAGCAGCAGCAGCAUGAGGAGCUUGGGGCUGGGAGGGAGUAUCAGCCGGAGGAGCACCACUAUCAAGGAGAACUCAGUGGAGCUGCAGGAGGAAGAGCCUCCAUCCCGGUCUCCGUCUCCUCCCGUGGAGCCCCAUGGGGAGGUCUACACCUACUCCCCUGAUGAGUAGAGGGGUGUCACUCAAGUAAAGCUGGCAGAACUUGCCCCAGAAAUAGUUUCACACUUUUAUAUUAAUUAUUUGAACGUUUAGUUUAAAGGGUAAGUUCCGUAUUUUUCACCAUGCACCCUAUUUCCUGAAUUUUUGUGUCAAAGCAAUUUUUGAAAUUGUUCCAGUAUUAAGUGAGAGUGCUGAAGCCAGCAACAGGCUGCAAUGUAAACAACAAUGUUUGCAUUGUCAAUUGACAUCAUUAAAAGUGCU